GCAACACUGGCAAUGUCAAUCAAUUAAAACUACAUCAAGUUUUAAAAUUCUCCAUAGUCUGCAAUUAUCAUUUAUAAAUCAUUACACUAGUAGAAAGACUUAAAAUAUUCUUUCAGAAUUCACAGUGCAAAACUAGACGAAGUGAUUAUAUAUAUAAACGCAUUUAAACAAAACAACAAAUUUGGAAAGAAAAAAUAUUGAACUUACAAACAAAAACAGAAACUAGGAGAAAACAGGGUAGGUGUAGUAGAACAAAAAGUUUAGAAAAUGCGACCAAAGAACUUACCUAAAUAUAUAGAAAUAUAUAAUUUACCGUUUCACGACGAUGAAAACGUAGACGAAUUGGUGCAAAAAGUGGCAGAGAAAUUAAAUCUACAAACAGAUGGCAUAAAAAACUCGCGUCGCCUUAAAGGCAGAGAAGACCGGGUUGGAAAUAUAGAAGUGGUGCUAAAUGGGAAAAAUAUUCAAGAGCAAUGGAUUGCAAUGGCUAAAAACACCUCGAUCACUGUUACAGAUAUUAUGCCAGAAGAAAAUAAUAAAAAGGUGGUGUAUGUUAGGGAAAAAAUGUCCUUACUGAAUAAGGCAAUUUUAUGGCAUGCAAAACAAGAAUUAAAAAUUAAACAUAACUAUAAGUACGUGUGGUUUAAAAAAGGCGUUGUCAAGGCUUGCAAAGAGGACAAUGGAAAAGUCUAUUAUCUGAAGACACUGGAGGAUGUAUAUAGAUUGUCACAAAAAACCACUGUGUAGCUACUUACUCAGUAUUUAUAACCUAUUCAGUAUUUUGUAUUUCAUUAAUUGUAAGUACACCAAAUUACAUUGUGUGAUGAAAUUCACAAACUUAUAAUAAAUCACUUCUUAGAAUAUAUAGAUAUAUAUUAAAUAAGCCUUCUAUGCAUGUGUUCAAUAUUAGUAAAUAAGGAAAUGAGUAUUUCUUAUAUAAUAAAAGUGUUUAAGUAAGGAUUAAUAAAUAAGGAUAGAUUGAUUCUAUAACUCAAUAUUGUUCACUAUUUCAUUGCAUUUAUAUUUUUUCUUAUGACUAGUGUAGUUUUGGAAUGUAAAUAUCUGCUGAGAAGAAGCUACAAGAAACUCAGCAGUUACUUUUGUUUUUUUAAAUUAAUAUGUUACAUAUUGUUUAUACUAUAUGUUAAUUUAGAAUUUAAUAAACUAUAUUAUAGAAAUAUAUAUUACCUUAUAGUUUGAUCACCGAGACUGCUAGAAUAACAACAAUUAUGAGACUCGAACGCAAGACUGAUUUAAGACUGUUAUUUAAAUAUUACACUUAGAUUAAUUUAAAUUAAAUAUAAAUUAUUAAAGUAUUACAUUAUCUCACAGAAUAGUUAAUACUACCUACAUAUAUAUUUUUCUACUAACCUUGUUUUAAAUAACUUUCAAAUCACUUGUUUUAUAUUUUAAUGAAAUCAGAAUAUCAACAGAAUGUUGAUAACACAUAUAAUAUGUUGAUAUCACAUUUGUUAUAAAAUAUGUGAUAUUUCAUGACAUCAUUUCAUUAAAUUAAAAAUAAAGCCUUAUAUUGAUACCAUCAUGUCAAUAUAUGUACUUUUAUAUACCCAUCCUAUUAUAUUAUUGAAUUUGGGCAUUUUUGGUUAUGUUUUUUUUGGCAUUUUUGGUUAUGUUUUUUGGGCAUUUUUGGUUAUAUUUUUUCAUAUAUUGUAUUUUAUUAACAGUGCAUUUACAUUUUGUUUAAUGUAUAGUUUAUGAUAAAUUUGCAUUUGCUGAUCUAAAAUGUCAUUGAUUUUGGCAAAAAGAUGGUGACAUUCAUCAUUUUUAAUUUUAUAGAUAGGGUAUUCAAGUUUUGUCAACUUGUAAUCACAUUUCGACCGACUUCAUUAAGAGAAAAAAACAAGAAUUUUCCCAUACUGGUACUUGGCGUGAAUUUACUGGGUACAAAGGAAUAACACCUGAGUCCUCAGGAAUGGCAACACAUGGGAGGUAUCAUGGGCAAAACAGUAUACUCUGUUAUUUCCAUGGUACUGCUCAUGUCUAUAGACGACGGUUACCACUUUCCAUCAGGUGGGCCGUCAGCUUGUUUGCCAUUAUAA
Galleria mellonella (greater wax moth) is the source of this 2060-nucleotide messenger RNA. RefSeq lists its product as uncharacterized. The transcript has a single exon. NCBI's taxonomy places the organism in Eukaryota, Metazoa, Arthropoda, Insecta, Lepidoptera, Pyralidae. The coding region runs from base 268 to 747 and encodes 159 amino acids. The record is from RefSeq and is a predicted model, not a curated record.